AUGGACUUCCAGAGGACUGUACAUGCCCAGUGUGCGAUCAGGUCGGCACUGCGAGCGCCAGUAGUAACUCAAUGUGGCCACUCCUUUUGUAAAGAAUGCAUCAGUUUCCCUGAAAAUGGGUAUGUAACAAUCAAGUCUGCAACACGGAGAUCGCACCAGAUUCACUUGAACCGAACAAGGAGAAGCGGCGUCAGGUCCAAUCACUACUCGUCAAGUGUCCAUUUGUGCGAAACGGUUGCCAAUGGUGCGGAACUCUUCAAAGAAAUGCAGAAACAUGCUGACUCCUGCCCAUACCAUGGUGUUGCAUGUCCGAAUUGUAACAAGACGGUUCCCGAACGGGAUAUGUCAACACAUUUGGUGGAGUGCCAAAAGAAUGUUGGAAAAUGCCCCUACUGCGACAUUGUGACAACAAGUAUGGAAAAACAUCUGAAGGUCUGCAUUCGAAAAGCUCAAGGACUUCUGUAUUCGGCACUAUUGUAA
Messenger RNA from Cooperia oncophora, 480 nucleotides. The record is from the annotation of a GenBank genome assembly. Lineage: Eukaryota; Metazoa; Nematoda; Chromadorea; Rhabditida; Trichostrongylidae.